ACAAUGCUUGGCGAUAUAGGAAGGAUCCCCAUUCUAUCUCUGAGUGGUUGCAAGAGUCUUUCGGAUAUUCUCUCAGAUCUGCCCUUGCCUCAACCCCUUCCCAAGUCCGUCAGUGGUAUCGAUCUCAUCGAUGACCCCAAGUUGUUCCAAGAGGCGCAAGCUCAUAUGCAGUCGCGCGAUGAACAUUUGGUAGACUCGAUUUCAUCAGCACUAUCCAUCACGUCCACAGACGGAAUAAUAUUAAAAAAUGAUCAGAAGCCUGCUCCAAUCGAUUUCCACACUCUUCCCAUAUUGCUCAAAGAGGCAAUUUCGAAAAGACCUAAUAUAUUAGAGGAGAACCGGAGCUUUGAAUGUAUAUACUCGUGCAGGGAGGUGCUGCAAAUUCUCUCUGGCGAAGCGGGAAAAUGUACUUCCAAAACGGCUUCCCCCAUUAAGUCUGGUUUGUCGUCGGUGACUCGACAUCAAACUUCAGCGUCCGCAGUCGCCCCCGUCAAACUGACACUAAAACAAUCACAAACUCCUGGGAGUGGAAGUGUUUACAGUGUAACAUCAGUAGAACCGCUUAAGCUAUCCAUUAAGCGAGCUCCUGCUACUUCGACUCCUGCCACCGUCUUACAAGAUGGUCCGAAAAAAUUGCGUGGCAAACGCCGUUCCAAAGCCUCUACCUCCGUUUCCUCUAGCACCCAAAAAUGGCCGAUGCAAUUGGUUGAGUCGGGAGCAGCUCCAGUUGUGCCUACGCAAUUGCAAAUUGUUCAUUCUCCUCCUGUACAGUCAACGCGUCUUCCCAUCCAAAAUCCAUCCCCUAGUUUGCAAUUAGUCAUCAAUGCCCCACCCUCCUUGCCUCCUCCCCCUCCUAAAGAUCCUCUUGUACGAAAUAGCAGCCAAAUGUUGAGUACAGUAUUCAACCAACUCCUCCAAUCCGACCCCGAGAGUACAAUCGCUUCACUCUUGAGCAGCAGCGAUGGGCAAUCUAUGGGCACUCCAGCCUCUGUAGAACCCCAUCAUCCUCGCUCCCCACCCCUUUCCGUUCCCUCAAACUGCUCCUAUCCUGCCACUCCAGGCAUGAACAGUAGCCUCUCAGUGAACAAUAACAGCAGCAACACUAGCAACAUGGCUCCUGCUGCCGUUAUCACCACCACUAAUCCUUCUCCUAUCAACACUAUUUUCGACACAGCUGAUGUGGGUGGUGGAAGGACGACCAAUCCUACACCUGCUCCUCCUCCUCCGCCUCCUCCACCUCGAGGAUUAGCGGCUUACCUUCAGAAAUCUCGGAAUCCUGAAGCAGUUGCUUCCCCUUCUGAAGAUGUCAUGGAUGCUUAUGCCCGCCAACAUGGGUCUGUGCCGCCCAUGUCUUCUUCAUCCUCUUCUCCAUGGACCGAGCGCCGCUGUGGACCGCAGGCCAGUUCUAGUGCCAAUGUCGGUGCCGCUCCCUAUCCAACCUCCUCUUCCUCUCUCACUAGCACCCCCAAUGGACAGGAAGGUGGCAAGGAGAAGCGUGGUGAGUUUUUCUGCACCAAUAUUGAGCGAUGUCGUCGACGACGAAGCGAGUUGGAAGAGCUGAUAAAUUGGCAGGUUCGAGAUCAAGCAACACCCCUCAAGAAACCUACUUUCCAGCCUCAACAAAUCCCACCAAUAAUGGAGAAUAACUCGCCUCCUCGCGUCCCAAGCGACAACGAGGGUGCGGCCUUUUUUACAGAACCCCUAGGGGAGCGUGUCAAGCGCAGGAGGCAGCAGCACAGGACACCGCCGUGUUCUAACAACAGCUCCAGUGAUGUCAUGAGGAACAACAGCGGUGGUAAAAGUGCCUAUGGUGGUGGAAGCAAAAGUGGUGUCAAUAAACGUCCUCGUGAAGACACAUCCAGCGAGCUGUCAGUUUCACCGAAACAUGGAAAGACUUUGGGGCACCGGCGCCAUCGUCUAACUUCCUCUGAAUCCGAUAUUCAGGAUGAUGAGGAGGAGGAAUCCAAAGCGGUCGAUGAUGGUGCUACCAGCAGUAGUUGUCUCACCGAUUCACCUGUUCCACGGAAGCAUUCGCUCCAACGUCUUGUCGAAGAGGUCAAGGGUCGACCACCUUCUCUACCCAGACUUGAUAGUUUACGUCACACUCCUCUGUCUUCUACACCCAUUCCUCCGGCUGAGCCAAAUUCUCCACUAGCAUGUUCAAAUAGUAAUCGGUUCUCGCCUUCGAUGGAACGACCCAGAAAGAGGGCUUCCACCCGCUCCUCCACUAGUCCUCCGCCUCUUCUCCCUCUUCAAAGUUAUGGACAAGAUCUAGUUGACAGAAAGGAACGCCAUAGGUUGAAAAAGCGUCGGCAGCUCACUCAGACUACUUCCUCGUCUGAGGAUGAACCCUCCAAAAAACCAUCUCACUCAAUGGUAAUUGCUGAGCGCAAUUCGAGGCGGAGCUCCAAUCACAAUCGAUUCAAUGAAAUGUCUAAAUCAGGAUCGCAUGUUCCUCGCAAAAAACAAAAGACUCCCUUAAUCCGCUCUUCAUCAUCUUCGUCUUCUUCAUCGUCGAACGCUUGUAGGCUCAGUCCUGCCUCCUUUAGCAAGGGUCGUCGCAAGACCAACUCUGAUACACAUUCACGCUCCUCAGAGGAACAUGGAAAAUCGGUUGCACGGAGGUGUGGAUCGACAUCAGGCACUGAGCCGUGUACUGAAAGCUCUGCAAUGGAUUGUGAUAAGUAUGAUAAGGAUGAACUGUCGUCUCUUAAAGCUCUGUCGGCUAAUGCAGCUACCGCUACGGUCGUCUCAUCACGUUUGUCCCCCUCUUCCUCCAACAUGGCUGUCUCUUCUGAUCUCUCCGACUCUGAUCGGACUGAGAUGGUAAUAGAAGCAGAAAAACGGAUAAGCGAAGAAGUCGGGAAGUUUGCUGUCACAUGGGCUCACUUUUCUACACACAUAUCCGAAUUUUUAUUACGUGUGGGGAGUCUGGAUCUUUCCAAAACAGCUGGAGACAUGAGCAUAGCCGCAGUUGAUCCGGGCGAAGACUCCUCUUCGGCUGUCGAUCAAACACCGGUAACUGUGCGUCUAUCCCGUCGUGAGGUAAACUUCCUCUAUCAUGAGGCGGAGGAAGCACGGGUAGCUGGAUCUAUCUCCAACGAACCCAAUGGACGUUUGGUCAGAUUCUUGAAUCUUUUAAGAGUAAAUAUUCGUGACGCCUCUUCUCUCAUGGCUCCCAAUCCCACCAUUACAAAUUUCAAAGAACUUAUCCAGCGUCGGAAGGCUCGCAUUGAGCGUCGGAAUGGUGGUGCAGAAGGCAGCAGUGGAAGCAGUGAACUACUCUCUGAAUCAUUAUUAUGGUCACAUCCUGUGUGGAUGCGAAUAUUGCGUGGUCUUGAUUCAGCCCUUAUUGCUCUCCACAUCAUUGCCGGACCAGAUGUCCCUCGAAGUCGUCUACUUGCAAUGGAAGAACUUGUGGAAGCUAUCACCGCUAUUACGCAGUUUCACUUUAAUCGGCUAGUCACUGUAAUUUGCACUCCUGAUGAGUUCAAACGCUCUGGGUCCAACAUUCCUGUGGGCCUCACAAAUCUUGUUCGCGAAAGCCUCGGCAGUCGAUUAAGUGAAGCGUUGUGUGGUCUGGCUAGCCUUGUGCGUCUCCAUCCCGGUCGAUUUACCGACUCUCUAAUCAUGCAUCUCACUGAUCUUGCUAUUCUCGUCAUCUCAUGUGGGCUUAGCCCUGGUGCUUCUCGGAGGGUACCUCUUGCAGGCACUAGUACGUCUUCCUCACCGCCUUCUGCCAUUCUUUUUCCUGAAACGGCUCCUCCUCCUAUCGCUGGGGAGUCGCUGGAACGACGAGAGCGCCGUCGAAAAGAAUACUACGAGCGCAAUGCUUGGCGUCUUCAAAUGCAGCGCUCUGCGCUUGCUCUUGCAUCUACAAUCUUCUCACAAUAUGACAAACACCGUCGCCUAGUAGCCAGUGAUGUUUUGUCGAAUCUCAUCACCUCACCUAUAAAGGCGGUCUCUACCAGGACUUCGAAUUCGUCCUCUAAAAGCUGCCCCGCCAUGCGAAACUUCUGGAUUUUAGCAUCUGGAAGUUUCACCAGCGGCUGGCAGCCCUUCUGUCGAUACAUCCAACCUUCACCUUUGUCUGCCAAUAACUUUGUUGCAAACUCACACUUCAUUCGAGUGCAUCCCUUUACUGCAGUCCUAAUGGCCCUCAUUCAGGGUCUUAUUCCCGCCCCAUCGUAUAUGGCUGGUGGGCGACGGAGCUCAAGCGCUGGUGCACCAGCCACUCCUUCAAGUGGUGUCAGCCAACAGUCCACCACCACGGGCACUGGCAUGAGUGACCAACACGCCAUCAUGGAUGCCACUCAGCUGGCGAAGGAGGAAAAGUCUGUGUGCAGCGCAUACACAAAUGCCAUUCGCACCUCUCAGUUCCUGAUCUCGGAGAUGUUCAGAAAGGCUGUUGCCAAAGGGGAAGAUAAUCUAAGCCCACUCGUCGACACAGUUCUUGUUGACCUUCUAAGGGUAGCAGCUGAUGCACCGAUAGAGUGGCCAGUGGCGAGUCUUCUGCUCACUGUCUUUGGAAAAUUCUUAAUUCAGCAGCUGAAUGGAUCUUCCACACCACCCUCCUCUUCGCGAAGUCAAACUCCUACCCAAGGAACUGCUGUUGGUUCUUCUGCUUCCGCCACAGCCCCCUCAUCCACACCGACUUCAGGGUCGAAUCGAAACACUGAUUCUACAGUUCGUCAGAUUGCUUUGGAUAGUCUUAUCACUCUUACGGGGGGUAUGUAUCACCUUCAAAAACUCCGGGGAUCCACCAACAAGGGGAAUUUUGAUUUGGGGGAGGCUAGGACUGCACUGUCUGCAUUUCUUGGAAGUCCUGUUUUGGGCCUCUACCAUCUCACUCUGGGUAUUGACGAAGAAUCGAAGGGUGCUACUUCUGACUCUGCUGAGGGGAUGUCAAAUCACACACGACAGCGAGAAUUCGCUUACCAACUCAUCUCUCGUCUUCGAUAUAACCACUUUGAUGGCCUCACGUUGGCAGCCAAACGAUUUCACUUGGUGACGUGGUUGUACGAAACAAACCAAGAACUUAGCUCAACUCCACCUUCACCAACUGAAGAGAGGCGGAAAAAAUUGGAGGAGAUUCGCAAGAGUCUCCUGAUUGAGUUUGCCUCAACACACCACAGCAUAUCAGGGAUAGCUCCCUGGCUACCACCGAAUCGUGGGACGGGUAGUGGUGGUGGUGGUGCUACCGGCAACCGUGCAGGUCUCAUCAGUCCUGCAGCCUCGGAACCCAGCAUCGCGGGCGAGAGGCCACUGAGUGAUACGAAGUUGGCUUUGUACACUGGUUAUGGCGUCGGCGCCGAAAGUAGACGUAAAAAAACCGCACGUGCACAUCGCUUUGCCACUAAAAUCGCAGCGCAGAUUCACGGUCAAAUCGGAUUUGAUGUGCUCUAUAUGCAAAUUGUAAAGAUGGUUCAUGAUGCGUCGCUUGCUGUACGUACGCGAGCACUGAGAGGUCUAUCGAAUUUAGUUGAGACCUGUCCAGAGUGCAUUCCAGUACCGGUGAUCACGGAGAGCUCUGCUCCCAGUGCUUCAGACCUCCUCUCAAUCAUUCCUCUCCGUCUCAUGGACGGUUCACCGAUGGUGCGUGAGGCAGCCGUUGAAUUGGCUGGACACUUGGUAAACAUCCCCGAUUCCGCCUUUCCAACGCGUCUAUUCAAGCCUCUAGUCAAUCGGGUACUUGAUUUGCAACUCAGUGUUCGUAAACGUGCUGUCAAGAGUCUGCAGCAACUUCUUCUUUCGGACUCUGAUGACAUGCGCAGAACACCACUGCUUACGCCUAAGCACCGAUCUGACGCUUGCGUCACGCUUCUUAGGCGUUUCAAUGAUGAAGAUACCAUUAAGAAAAUCGUACUGGAGACGUUCACUGCACUCUGGUUCACCUUCGGCACUGGUGAGAGUGUUGACGCUUCCAAAUUGGCCACACGACUCGAAAAACGGGUCCGUAAUAUGUGUGAGGUCGUUCUAAGCGUGCGGAGCCGCAGUUCUGGUGUGAUAGAAGAAUUUAUGGCCUCGAUUCUCAAUCAAGAAUCGCCGGAGAAGGCAGUUCAAGUUGAUGCUGCCAGCUCAAGAAUCGUUGACUUUCUUAUGAAACUAGUACAGCGCUGCCACAACGCAAGCUGGCACACAGCGAAUUGCCCACUUCAUAUGAAAUAUAAUCGAGGGCGUUCGUCUAGCCCUGAGGGCCACUGUAAAUGCUCCACUCAAACCUCAGACACUCUGUCACCGCAGAAUGCCCUCUUACUUCUUAGUACUAUGGUCAAACCGCGUCCUCAGUUGUUCUUGCAGCAUAUAUCCAUGCUAACCCAAGUGGUUGCCUUCGCUGCGGUCUCACAAGACAACGGGGGCGUUCUCGAUGGCAACACUCUCUCUUAUGCCAUAGAGAUUAUCGAGUCAUGCUGCCUUCACGUUGCCGCCGAAAAGGGUUCAAAGUUGAGUCAACUGUUUCCCGAAGGCACGGGCACUUUGGAGGAUUACCUGGUCGUCCUUCUUCAGCGACAUUGUCGUGCCGUUGUGGACUCGUCAGUUUCAUGCCUUGCAGCCAUCGCUAAUCACCUUACUAAGAACUACUCCCGUGUGGCCACCUGUUUUGCUCAAUUUUAUGAAUGCCUUAUACAGGAGCGCAAAGCCGCAACAGAGCGUCUGAGGAGGCUUGCCUCAAAACACGCCGCUUCUGCUCCUUCUUCGGUUUCUUCUGUACGUUCUCCGUUAAAAGCGCGUCCCAAGGUACUCCGGGCUGUCUAUGCCGUUGGACUGAUUUGCAAGCACUUCUCUCUCGAAGAUCUUGCUAAUGCUACCAUCAAGUCAAGUAACGAGUCCAAUACUGGUGUUCGGCGCCCUUCCUUCGAUCUCAGUGCUCUCACCCAUCAGGGCGGUAGCGGAUCAAACAAUCGCGAUGAGGUUUUCAACGCUCUCAUGUUCUUCUCUGAGACUGCUCUGCUGAUAAAUAUUGACGAGGAAGCUCGUCGUGCCAUCGUCACUACCACUACCGAGGAUGUUGAGAUGGCCAAAAAAGCUAUUGCUGGUCUCUCCUUUCUGGCCAAUCGACACGAAUAUCUUUUUAGUUCUCUUCGUCUUCAGGAAUUCUUCAAAACCAUUCUCUCUGGAGUGAGUGCCACUUUUCCACGGGAGGCUGUCGCUGAUCUCCAAUGCAUCGUUCUUGACUGCAUAAACGCCUUUUUGGUUGAUGAGGAGAAAAGGAUGCUGAGUAAUGACAGCAAUUGGCUAGCUCGGCGAAAGCAAGAAUCUCUAAAAGACUUAGGGGAUGGGCAGGAGGUGCAUGGUAGCACGGUGGCACAGAUCUACUUGAAACCUGCCCUUGAGCACUGCGUCAUAUGCUCCUCGACCACGGUGCGCACUAAAGCUCUCUCCCUCAUUGCAACAGCUGCGCGUCAGGGUCUCGUCCAUCCUGUCAGCUUCAUCGCCCCUCUCAUUUCUCUCCAAACGGAUCCUGAAUUCGCUAUUAGAUCUCGAGCCAUCAGCAUUCUUCAAGAGAUCUCUCAAAAAUUCUCCGGUUUUCUAGCUUUGAAAGCAGCACAAGGUAUACGAAGUAGUUUUCUCCUCCAACGGCUGAUUGCAUCAUCUUCAAACAAACCGCAGACGAUCAUUCGUGGCGCUUAUGUUGGCAAGGCCGCCGCCACAUCCAACUCCUCUUGUCCUGACAAAACAGACGCUUCAAGCGCUCAAGUUCGGCCCCUCGCUCUCAGCCACCCGACUUAUAGCCUUCUGCAGGGCAACAAACAACACCGGCGUUCCCUUAUCACUUCGCUCGUCAACCUCUUUGACAUGGACUACAUUCCGCAACCAGCCUCCCAAUCCAUCUCACCUUUCACGUCGUUAACGUCGGAUGGUGGAGUAAGGAAAUCUGCCUCUACUAGCAGUGUCACGACAACUAAUGUCGUUGACACAGUAUCCGAAGAAACUUGCCUUUCAGAACUCAUCUAUAUCUGCGAUCACUUAGCUCACUUCCCCUAUAAGACAGUGGAUGAAGUCUACUAUCUGGCACACUAUCUCGACCUCCGUAUCGGUACAAUUGGAUCAGCACUGGUUCGUAGCCUUCAAGAUUGCCUUCUUUCGACCUCUCAACUGAAAGCAGAGUCUGGCGCUACCGCAAUUGAUGCUGAUGCUGCACCAGAGCCCUCUUCUCUCGUUCUUGAUCGAAAGGUAAACAAUCUUCUCGACGAUGUGGAGUCAGAACUCUUUGCCAAAUCGGCCAUGCCUUUGGAGGUUGGUCCGAAUGAACGAAAGGUCAUUGAACGCAUAAAUCGGCCAGUCGCUGCGGACAAACGUCAAGCCUUCCAAGAAAAGGUCUUUCGCAAUGGUCCUGCCUGUCUCCUUCUCAUGGCCAUCCGCAAAUACCUCCAAGAAGCCUAUGAUGUCACUUCUAACAAAUUGAACUCCUACUCUUCUACCGACGAAAAACAUUUGCAAAAGCCCAUUCCAUCGCCCUCAGCACGCGCUCUUCAUUCGGGUAUGCUCUACCGACUGGUUGAGAUCCCCACUCUGGUUACCACCUGCGCUCUCAGUCAUGCAUGGCCGAUCGUGAGCCCUAGUCUGAAGGAGAUCCAUGUCCGCGAAUGUGAUACUGAAGAUGCUGUAAACCUGGAAACCAACGUCCUACGUGUGGCUCUCCUUGUUCAUCGGCAGUUGUUUACCGUUGAUGGGUCCAAUGAAGCACUGGGUAUAGAAAUUGCGCCUCCCCCGCCUCCUCUCCAACCCCCGGUAGCUCGCUCCUCCAUCGCUCCUAGUAGCGAGGGCGUACAAUCGAAGAGAGUAGCCGUGGCUGCAAUGCCAACCCAUCGGGAGACUGAAAAAUUCAAAGAAAAAUCACACAGUGAUCACCGUAACUCAACCAAGAUGCUGGUAAAGACUGGUCAUUCCUCGUCUGCAAAGUAUCGGCGAGUCGUUGAAAACGCAAGCGAGGAUAGGACGGGAAACUUGAGCGACAGCCUCUCUUCUCUGUCGGACACUAGCUCGAUACGCAAGGUGGCGACCGGGACUAAACACCAGUCCGCCUCUGUGAGAUCUAGUGAAAAGAAAAAGCGGCAUCAGCCCUCAUGUUCGCCCUCCUCCAAGUCGACGAAACACCUCAAUAAGUCGAAUCCAGAGGGUGCCUCAACCCUCAGCAAACACAAUACACCUUCCUCCAUACCAAAGAAAGAUACCACCACAAAGCCGAGCUCGAGAAAACGUCAGCUCCACUUGAGCGAUGCAGAGCUCUCCUCCCUCUCCAGUCCGGAGGAGAACUCUGAACUCAAUCGAAAACUCACAAAACGCCUUCUACAGCCUUCGCCGUCGUCGUCGUCCGCUAAGAAGACAGUGGCAUCGACUUCUGCUACAGCAGAGAAGUCUGCUUUCUCCCGACCUAAGUACGAUCUCGCUCCCCUUCCCGGCACUCCGGACAUUCUGACGCAACAGGAGCAGCGUCGGAAAAUGAAGGCUCUCGCUGCCAAAAAGGCCGUGGCCAAACAUCUGUUAAUGGAGACAAGUAAAAAGAAGUCUCAGGCUGCUCAACCGCCUGUCAGAAGCGAGAGCUUCAAGAGAGAGGUUGGGAGCUGA
Molecule: messenger RNA, 9570 nt
Organism: Hydatigera taeniaeformis
Lineage: Eukaryota; Metazoa; Platyhelminthes; Cestoda; Cyclophyllidea; Taeniidae
Source: the annotation of a GenBank genome assembly